Messenger RNA from Rattus norvegicus (Norway rat), 35451 nucleotides. RefSeq names its product microtubule associated serine/threonine kinase family member 4 (gene Mast4). NCBI's taxonomy places the organism in Eukaryota, Metazoa, Chordata, Mammalia, Rodentia, Muridae. Gene Ontology annotation, molecular function: protein serine/threonine kinase activity; kinase activity; magnesium ion binding. The record is from RefSeq and is a predicted model, not a curated record. Gene Ontology annotation, cellular component: cytoplasm.
GCCAGACCGCCUCCCUUCCAAGAAGAAAAUCACAUUUUCCUUUCAUAUGUAGAACCUAGGUUACUAUAUAUAUAUAUAUAUAUAUAUGCACAUAUAAAAUAUGUCAUGCAUGUUGUACAUCCAUAAUACAUGCAUGUGACAUGGAAAUAAAAUGGAGCCAGUUUGGAAAGGCAGGUAAGACAUGUAAAGAGGACAGGAACGGGAAGGAACAUGGCCAAAGCAGAUGGUAGGCUUGUAGAAUAACGUCAUUAUGAAGCCCACUACUUUGUACAAUAAAUGUUAAGCUGUUAAAAUUUUUACUUACAGUGUCUCCACAUUGCGUGUUAUUUUAUUUUACAUAAAGAUGGUCCUAUUAUCACAACAUCUCUUGUCAUUGAUAACAAACCUGUUAAGGUUUACAUAUUUAAUGGCUAAUUAAAUUCAUGAAUUUCAGCAGCUUUUCCAUUGACUCCAGUUGGCUUUCCAGAUAUAAAAAUGAAUGAUGUAUAAAUAUGUGUAAUUUUUAUUUUUAAUAUUUCUUUCCCAGUGAACUGUCAUAUCUUCUGAAGGCCAUCCACUCAGAAUGGCAAUGGCAAGUGACAUGUCCUAUAUGAUGAGUAUAAUCUAUUGGUAUAAAAUACAGCCAUGAAUGGAGAGAUGGCUCAGUGGUAGAGGUCCUGAGUUCAAUUCUCAGCAACCACAUGGUGGCUCACAACCAUCUGUAAUGGGAUCUGAUGCCCUCUUCUGGUGUGUCUGAAGACAACGAUAGUGUACUCAUGUACAUCAAAUAGUUUUUUUUAACAGUGUACUCAGUGUAAGAAAUAUGUUAAAAAUCAUAUGGCUGAGCAGAUUUUUUUAAGUUACAUGAUUAUUUUGUCACAUAUUUAAGGGAAAGUUGUUUGCCGUCUAGAAAAAAAAAUGCAUUCAAAAUUGCCAGAGCUGAAAGUCUCUUUCCACUACUAGAAAACUGGCUGGUUAUUCAAUGAGAAAAUGAGUGGCCAUGUGUGAGUCCUGAACUUAGAGAGAAAUUGAGUGAAGCCUCACCAAAGAGAUUGUCGCUGUGAGCAAAGACUGUGUUUCCAAAUAAUAAUGUGGAGGUUGCUGAGGAAACCCCUGAGGUUGACCUCUGGCCUCCGUUUACAUAGAGAGAGACAGACACCAAAAUGAUUAAGUGUUCCAGAGACAGGACCACAUGACCAGGUCACAGGACGGGGAGGUGGCUUAUUCAUUCAUAGUUACUGGUUUUCCUCAGAGAUAGGAGAGCGCGCAACUUAAAAACCAGGUACCAAAUACACGAAAGACAAAGGGGAAGUUAGAGAAACCUCACCAGUGAGUUGGGUCGUGUGAAAAAGGAGGCAGAUGUAAGCCUUGGUACUUGAAGAAUUCGUGGGCACAGGUAAGAGUUGAUUAGAUAGAGCAGAAGACAGGAGCUGUAAGCUGCAGCGCUGGUGGGGAGGAAGCAGACAGAUGAACUGACAAAGAAAUGAUGCACACGACGCUGAAGUGCAUUGGAAACUUCUCGUCUGCUUUCCUGCCAAAGACAGAUGACGUGCUGGUGAUGUGCCGGUUUUCAGUGUAGAAUGAUAUCUAUCUAUCUAUCUAUCUAUCUAUCUAUCUAUCCAUCCAUCCAUCCAUCCAUCCAUCCAUCCAUCCAUCAUACAGUGUUCUGCCUGUGUGCAUGCUUGUACACCAUAAGAGGGCACCAUAUCUCAUUACAGAUGGUUGUGAGCCACUAUGUGGUUGCUAGGAAUUGAACUCCUGGCCUCUGGAAGAGCAGUCAGUGUUCUUUUUUUUUUUUUUUUUUCGGAGCUGGGGACCGAACCCAGGGCCUUGCGCUUGCUAGGCAAGCGCUCUACCACUGAGCUAAAUCCCCAACCCCUCAGUCAGUGUUCUUAAGCCGUCCCUCCAGCCCCAUGAUGUCCCAUAAUCAACAUAAAUUUUAUUUUACUCUAUCAAUACUUUGCAGAAGCUUUUCACCUUGCUCUUUAGGUAUUCUUUUCUGAGAAUUAUGUAAUCAUAUAUAUACAUAUACACAUAUAUGCAUAUAUACACAUGUGUGCCACAAUAUGUAUAAAUGUGGAUAUAUAUAGAUAUGGGUAUAGAUGUAGAUGUAGAUAGAAUAUAUAGAGAAUAUAUUUGUCACAGUAUUUCCUGGAGUUAUAUUUUCCAUAUUUAAUUGUAAAAAUCAUAUAUGUGGAUAUACAAUAUAUAUAAUCUUUUAUCAUCUCUAUUAUAAGUGUACUUCCUAGAUCUAUUAUAGGACAUUGAUUAUAAAUAAUUUUUAUUUUAUAGCGUAAAAUAUCUAGAAAUAUUUUUAUGCUGAAAAUGGUACUGAAAGACUACAUUCAGACAAGAAUGUCAUUCCCAUACAUCCUAAACUACAUUCACUAAUAUGAAGUUGUUCUUUUCUUAAAAAUAUUGUAUUUAUUGUUAUUACAUGAGUAGCACAUGAACAUGUGUACCACAUGCAUGCAGUGCCCAUAGAGGCCAGAAGAGGGCAUUGAUUCUCCAUGAAACUGGAGUUACAGUUGUUUGGGAAGAACCUGUGGGUACUGGGGAUCACCCUUAAGUCCUCUCUUGAAGAGCAGACAGUGCUUCUAACUCUAAGCCAUCUCUCCAGCUCCGUAGUCAUCCCCUUGCUCCAGACCUAUGCAGGUGGAAGGGUAUGUACACAUACAUUCACCACUGGGAAUGGUAAAACCUGGGGUUGGGUUUUAUCACAGGAUUUUUAGCAGCACCUCAGCAGUCAGACCACGAUGCUGACCAUCCACUCCCGUCUCUUACCUCCGCACUUAACUUUGGACAAGCUAGAUAAACGUUCUAGGUCCUAAUUUAUUUAUUAGUGAAACGAGGCUGACAGUAGUUCCCACUCCCAGGACUAACUCUGAGUAUGUCAAGUGCUAGUCAGAGCGAGAGGAAGCUCUAGUUGGCUUUUAUAGAAGGGCAGACUGUUCACACUGGAGCUAGACUGCUCAGCUCUGAGCUCCCACACACAAAGAACAGACUCUGACAUGAAAGAAUAAAGGUUCUGGCUUAUUUUCUAAAGUUCUUGCUUUUUAGAAACAAACAUUGCCGAAAGGGAGGUUUGUUAUAUCCCCUGUCGUCUGUAGCAAGACAGUUGAAAUAUGUUGCUAUCAAGUUAUGAUCCGAGCUCAUCCCGAGAGAUUCAUUUGUUUCGUGGAAUUGUGUGCAAGUGCAUUUCCCCCAGCCUUUUCUAUCCUUAAGUGGAAAUUAUUCCAGCACUACUUAAAACUUGGUGGUGCUUAUUUGAAUAUUUUCAUUCUGCUUCCAGGAACACGGGGGUGUCCAUUACAGUGCUGGGAAAUACAUACUUACAGAAAAUAGGGAUUGAUUUUCCCCGCAGUGGUGUUCUGAAAUGUUCUGAGGAAGUGGCUGAUGUACAUGGCUGAUUUUAAAGAAACAAAGUUAGAACGUGAUAAAUGGUAGGAAUUACCAAAUGAUCCUGAAAUAGCAAAUGUGUGUUUAGCAUUCAUUGGUCUUUAAAAAAAUAAAAUCAAGGCUAGCUUUUAGGGACCCCCUGGGGUUGCUGUAAUGUUAGUAUUCCUUAUGUCAAGGUCAAGAGGUUUUAGACUUUAGUCAGACCCCUGUCUUUUUGCUUUAUUGAUUUUUUUUAACUUUUAUGUACAUCUGCUUUAAAAGAAAAAUAAUCUCGAUUUUGCUCUCUUUAAAAACUCCAACUCACUGUUCACAUUUCUCCUGAGUAUCUUUGGUGCUGCUAACUGCUUCCUUUGUUACAACAUGAACAACGUGGCAUGUGUUUCUAAAAUAAUGCAUCUAUUUUCUCUCCAGGAAAGAAAAUCGUUCCCAAAUGUCCUGUGUGACAAACCAAGUCACUUGUAUAGUUCCUUCAACAUCACAGUUCCAUAACUUUUGUUGUUUGUGCUUUUAAAUUUUAAAUCUUCAAGGCUAUCUUUGGAUGUUGUUCUUUUGCUCAUUAAAGGGUUUCCAUCAGGAUAAGAGAGUUAGAAUUCCAUUGAAAGAGUAAAAAACUGGAAAGUAGUCAACUUCAGUCAAUUGGAGCUCUGGAUUAGAGCAACAGAAAGUGCUACCCCUUCUUUCCAAAUGGUUUUUUUCUAACAGAUAUUUAGAAAACUGCCCCCAGAGUGCCCCCUCCCUCUUUCUCUUGUUACUGCAUAUGUCCUGAAUUUCUUCUGAUAUUUUACUUCCCCGAGGUGUAACAUGUAAAUAUAUGCUGUAUUCUGUAUCAGUAUUUUGUUUCACUGUAGCAAAUUACCAUGUAUUUCAGGGCUAGUCUCACAACUCUGCAGAUCAGAAGGCUGGACCUGGCUCUCAGCAGGGUCCUCUUUCCAAGCUCUCCCAGUAGCUGGCAGAAUUGUUUCUCGCAGGUAUGGAACUUGUAGUAGCUCGCCUCGCCUGGUCUUCGAGGCUGAGAAAAGCAGUUCCUGGUGCUUCAGAUUGGUUUAAAGGACCCAUCCAAGAUAAACUGCUUUGGGGUUAAGUGGAUAUUUACAGAUUCAUAGCUUCUUGGAAGCCAUUUUGUUCCAUAGGUUCUUUCCCAAGGACUUGGGAUGAGCAGCCUGACCUCAGAAUGCUGGACAUUCAAGUUCUUCUGAGAAAUUGGCCUGCCUUAUUCUUGACUUUCAAAAUACAAUAAAUACAUUGUAUCCUGUUUAUUUCCUGUGUACAAGGUUGUAACCUUUAUUUUGUAAAUGAAUAAAGGUAGAGCUAUAGAGGUGGCCCAAUGGUAAAGAGCACUGGCUACUCUUCUAGAGGGCCUGACUUUGUUUCCCAGCAUCCACUUGGCGGUUUACAGCCCUCUGUAGCUCCAGGUCCAGAGAUUAUGCCACCCUCUCCUGGCCUGUCUAGGUACUGCAUACGCAUGGUGCACAGACAGACGUGCAGGGAAAACACCCCUACCUGCAAAAUUUUAAAAUAAAUAAAAUACUUGAGAAAUAUAUCAUAGUUAUCUCAAGACUAAAUGCCUUGACGUCUCACAACAUAAAAGGCCGAGUGAAAAAUAAUAGAGAAAAAAUAAUCAGUUAAGUAAGACUUUCAUUCUUAGUUUAGGUUGUUUUUUCUUUGUUUGUUUGUUUUGUUUUAUUCGAGGACAGUCACAGAUUUCAAAUGAAUUCCUUUUACUCAGUUCUCACUUCAAGUGGUUGUGGGAAAAGUAUGAAGUCAUUUCCCCAAGAAAGUAGGUAACAUAAGAGAGGCAGGUUCCCACUCUCUUUAAGAAAUCUAACCUAACACAGCCUCCCAGGGGAACGUAGACCUCCUUGGGCACUUAAUCCCUGUGAAGUUAAAGGAAGCAUGUGACUGCUUCUGCAGGACAGCUCCUAGAAGGUGGAAAUCACAAGGCAUGGUGGUUUGAAUAGGAAUGGCCCCAUAGACUCAUGUAUGGGAAUGCUUAGCUCAUAGGGAGUGGUGCCGCUAGGAGGUGUGGCCUUGCUAGAGUGGGUGUGGCCUUGUUGGAGGAAGUAUGUCACUGUGGGGGCGGGCUUUGAGUUCUCCUAUGCUCAAGCUAUGCCCAGUGUUGACCACAGUCUCCCCCUGCUGUCUGUGGAUCAAGGUGUAGAAAUCAGCUUCUUCUACAGCACCGUGUAGGCCUGCAUGCCACCACGCGCCCUACCAUGACAAUAAUGAAUUUCUUCUCUGAAACCGUAAGCCAGCCCCAAUUCAAUGUUUCCCUUUAUAAGAGUUGCCCAUGGUCAUGGUGUCUCUUCACAGCAAUAAAACCCUAACUAAGCCAGGCAUGGUAGCAUACACUUUUAAUCCCAGCACUUGAGAAAGCAGAACCAACCUGGACUACAGAGUGAGUUCCAGGAGAGUCAGGGCUACUCAGAGAAACCCUGUCUCAAUAAGCAAGGCAGGGUAAGGGUAAAAAGAAAAAGCUAAGACACAAGGCUUUGUUCACCCAGGGCGUGGGCAAAGCAGAUACGCCCACCCCUUACCCCUUUCAUUUCCCACUCCUACGUCCAUAGCAAAGCGUUUCUGCAUUGAGCACAAGAUCAGAUCUAUUUUAUUACUUCGUAACUAUACUACACCGAGUGUAUUGUUACCUGCUCAUAGAAUGCUUUCAAGUCAUGCCCAACAUGCUCGCACAUAAGAUACAUGCUACUCUACUGGACUGACAGUUCCCUCCUUCAGUUUUAGUUAAAGACUUCCUCUAGGAUAUCACAGGGAAGGCUCACGCGAAACCACCAGUGAUCUCACAUGCUAGGCAGAAGAGUCUCAAGGUCGCUCACUCUCUUUUACUCCACUUACCGCCUUCAGUUCUGUCACAUCCUUCCCCCAUUUAAAAUGUUUCCGGAAAAAAAGAGGGAGAAAUGUCGCCGACUCAGAGUUGGGGGGGUCCCUGUAGAAAGUGUAUGGGAUCUCAAACAGAAAUGAGAGAAUUCUCAUCCCAUCCCUAACCGAGAAGCUAUCCACCUCUGAUUGCUUAGAGGGGGGAUAUCUGUGUGUCUAUUUUGAUUUUCAUGCUUGUGUUUUGUUUUCCUUGUUCUUAAUUCAUUUUUUUUUUAGAGAGAGAAUGAAGAUAAAUUUAGGUGGGUAGGGAGGUGAGGAGAACCUGGGUUGGGAAGGGGAUGGGAAAAGAUAUGAUGAUAUAAAAUAUUUAAAUGAUAAAAAUAUAGCUUAAAACAAAAAGAGAGGAAAAGAAAUGAGGGACCCCUGCUUCCGGUUCUGAGCUGGAGCUCUGUUUGUGGAAGGACAAGUAAAAGGUGACCAGGUAGGUAGACAGCGAGAGGAAGGGCUACCCUCCUGUAAUAACCUUGACAUCUCACCAUUCCUUUGGCCUUGGUUUUGCUCAUCACAGGCCUACUUUGUAACUUGACUGUUAAAUUUCUUUAUAGGCCUUAUGAAUAAGAUGUUGAUGUUUGUCUAAAUUUAGACACCUACCCCCCACACCCCCAAUCCUAAAUUUCACUCUCUUCUCAUCCACUGCGUCUGGUUAAACAAAUAAAUAAAUAAAUCCUCACCACCACCUCCCCUUUGAUCUUCAUUUCAGGUUAUUCAAAAUGUAUGGCUGGCGUCCUUCAAAGGAGUAGCGCGGUUACGGGAUGUUUUAUUCAGCGUGUGCCUGCUCUGUCCUUUGUGUGGCUAUUCAGAUUGCUGUGGAAUCUGACCCGAAAGGCGGUCAUGGAUUUUUUGCCCACCGUAAAUGACAAGCAGUGGUAUAUGGUGAACGCUAUAGGCAUUCUGGAAAUUUCUGUAGCGGCGUCUAUUUCACGCAAGUCUGUUUCCUUAGGAAUGCUGGAAGGUUCCACCUAAACUCUUUAGUCAGAGACCCAGGUUUUAUCUCACGUGUAACACAGAGUGGAAAUAAUUCAGAAUGCAAUUACAAGUCGAGGAUGCGUUAAAAGAGAGCAUGCAAUAACUUAAAAAAAAACUGAUUGUUUUUAAUAAUUCCAUGCCUUUGGGACAAAAGGACAUUCGCUUUUUAUGCCCACCCCUUUGGAGGUCCACUUCGUUUUUCAUUGGCUGCCCAUGAAAUCUUUCGGAGAUCAUUACCUUAGUGCCCCCUAAUGAAAUGUAAAUAAAAUGAAUGAUUACAGCUUGAUUACGGGUCCAGUAUUUACGAGGCUUCUGGUAACUCGGUGCAUAAAUUUAAGGGCGUGAGUAAAUUCUCUCAGGGCCAGUUGAUGCAGAGUGAGCUGUUUUUCUUUUCUAUUUUUUAUGAUGCACUAAUUCUUUGCAUUUCUAGAUUCUUUAUUGUUGUUUCUGUCCCCGAAAAAGUGAGAUUCUGGAAAACGUGUGUGUUUGUGUGUGUGUGUGUGUGUGUGUGUGUGUGUGUGUGUGUGUGUGUAUGCGCGUGUGCACACACACGCGUGCAUGCGUGUUUCCUGGGUGAUGUUUAUGGUCCCUGUUGAGUUCAGGACAAACCGAGGUGGCUGGCAGAGUCUGACCUGUCAGAGGAACAGGAAAAGAAAGGAGCCUUGCUUUCCUGUUUGCUUUGAGCAGCGUGCCUAUCUUCCCACAAAGGAAAACAUGGCAGCACGCUCUCCCUUUUCAUUUGUCAUAACCCAGCUCACUUUCAAGUCUAGGAACAGCACAGUGGAAUGGGUUAAGUGUUCUGUGCCUGGUUGGGUUAGUUUUCGCUUUUUCCUCUAUACAAAGAAAGUUAGCCUGCAUCUCAGUUUAACUACUCAGCACCGUGCUUCCCCGGUAACUUUUCGUUCUAGAAACGCCAUUACUGUGAACUGUUCAUAGUGAAGAUUCUAAUCCUUCCUCAUCCUGCAGAGCAGCUCCUGCAUCAAGAGGUUGAAUAGCCCUUGAAGUACGAUAGGCAUGAGCAAAUCCUAGUUGGAAUAUGUGAUAGCUGAUCUUGGUUAUCGAUUUAAAGUGGAAGGAGAGGGAACUUCAAGUGAAGAGUUGCCUCCCGUGGCUUGCCCUGUGGACAUAUUUGGAGAGCAUAUUUUUGUUGCUAAUUGAUUUAGGAGAGCCCAGUCCACCGUGAGCGAUACCAUCCCUACACAGGGAUGGAGAGAACGAUACUUGAAGGUGAGUGUAGUAGCAAGCCAGUAAGCAACAGUUCUCCUUGGUGUCUGCUUCACAUUCUUGUUCUGACUUCCUUCCGUGAAGAAUUGUAACUUGUAAGAUGAAAUAAACCCUUUCCUCUCCAAAUUGCUUUUGACCCUGGUGUUCCUCCUAGCAAAAUAUGCCUAGACGCCACUGGAAAGGCAGUCUCAUUGUACUUUAGAUUUUAGAUCAUGGAUAGGUUUCAGAUCCUGUCAGAUCCUGUUAGAUCUCCAGAAUGCAUGUUAACAAUCCCUGCAGUAGAGUUACUGAAGCAGAAGGAUAAAGAGUUCAAGACUAGCCUCAGCUAUCUAGAAAAUUCCAAGAGAGCUUAGGGGUUCCUAUUGAUAGUUUGUGGUAUAUGAUCUAUGAUGUGAGGAUGCAACAUGUAAGUUUGGCAAAAAUAUAUUUUAAUACUCAUUCAACUCUCUCAUGUGGUCUAGAGACUUUCAAAACUCUAAUGUAUCUUUCAUCUAAAAUGCAAAGGAAAAUAUAGCGUCAAAGCAGCAAGGUUCCCAGGUAUAGAAGAUCAUUCCUUUAAGCCACUAGCUCUUGACCUUCCUAAUGCUGUGACCGUUAAAUACAGUUCCUCAUGUUGUGGGGACACCCCUCCCCAACCUUAAAAUUAUUUUGUUGCUACUUCAUAAAUUUUAUUUUACUACUGUUAUGAAUCAUAAUAUAAAGAUCUGAUACACAGGAUAUCUGAUUUGCAACCCCCAAAGGGGUCACAACCUACAGGUUGAGAGUCACUGUAUCUAAACAAUAGCCAAGAGUCACAGGCCCUGUUCCAUUCCUACUCGUGUGAGUAAAGAAGGCAGUCAAGUGAUAAAGGAGCCCAGUGGCUGUGAAGAUUUAAGCCUAAGCAAGCCCAGCAAUGGCUUCCCAAACAGCCUGGGCAGAUAGAGAGGAAAGACAAGGAUGAGAAUGAGAACCUGGGGCUGAUUCUGGGUUGGGGUUUCUGUUAUAAGACUGUCCUUGGCUUUUACUGCUGGGAGCAUACACCAUGAUCAAAACAACUCUUAAAGGGACAACACUUAAUUGGUGCUCACUUACAGGUUCAGAGCUUCAGUCCAUUAUCAUCAAGGUAGGAGCAUGGCAGCAUCCAGACAGGGAUGGUGCAGGAGGAGCUGAGAGUUCUACAUCUUCAUCUGAAGGCUGCUAGGAGCAGACUGGCUUCCAGGCAGCUAUGACGAGAGUCUGAAAGCCCAUACCCACAGUGACAUGCUUCCUCCAACAAGGCCACACCUCCAAAUAGUACCACUCCCUGGGCCAAGCAUAUACAAACCACUACAGGGACCAAAGUAUGAGUUGUACUAGACCAUGUGAUCUUAUUUCAAGUUCAAGAUGAUCUGAGAAAAUAGCAGAGUAUUACUGUAAUCACAUGCAAAUUCUAGAUAAUAGAACCCAGGUCUUUUUGAGUAGAUGGCUGCUAUGUGGUUAUACAAGCAUCAAAAUGGACAUUUUACAAUCCUGCCCCUCUGCCUUUUCUUGAUGCCCAAAACCACUGCUAAGCAUCCCAGCCCUUCUCAACAGGAGUAUCCCUUAGCUCCAGAGCACUCCAUAAGCUGGACACACACACACACACAUACACACACACACACACACACACACGCACACGCACACGCGCACACACACGCGCCUGAUCAAACAACGAACUUUUGAUAUACAAAAUAUUUAUGAGUGAAAAUGAGUUAAAAUGUGCAUGUAUCGCAGUCCAUGAUAAAAGGAAGAACUUUGAGGAUGAUCAGUAAGCCUUAUGGUAAAUAGUUGAAGAAGGAAAUGAUAAGGCUUGGAUCCUAAUACCUGAGUUCAGAUGUUCAAUGUGAGAGUGAGUCAUCAUAUCAGAGAAUGUGCCAGGAAGUGCGCAGGCAUCCACAAGUGUGCCCUUUAUUCUCAGAACAGAAAUCAUAUGCAUGCGAGUGGAUCUGUACUUGGUGAUGUACACUGAAGACAUAGGCUUUGUUUCUCUACCACACCUUCCUCACUGGAGAUGACUGAUCACACCGGUCCUCUUAGGCUAGAAAGAGCAAUUUUAAUCAUCUGUCCAAGGCGUGCCUUUUCUGAGGUUAUUGAUUGAUAAGGGCGUUGCAACGUCAUAGAUUCAAGUCAACGAGAAGGGUAAGAUCUCUGCAUGUGUCAUUACCCCAGGAACACUGACGACCAAGCCUGCUUUAAAAAGUUCUCAUCCAUAAACCAGGAGUGCUGCUAUAUGCCUGUAAUCCCAGCGUUCAGGAGAUGGAAGCAAGAGAAGCAGAAAUACAGGAUCAACAUCUGCAAUGUAGAAAGUCUGAAGUCAGCCUGAGACCUAUGAGACCAUGUCUCAUUGGAUUAGCAAGUUCUCUACCAUUUCUGCUACUUUAAAAUAGAGAUAAGGCUAAUGGGUUAGAGUAGCUGAAGUUAGGAUAUAAGGGCAAAAGGGAGGACUCAUUCUAGUACAAUCAUAAAAUUAUAGACAUUAAGAUAGAUCCUAUAAAACGCAAAUUUCAUAAAUAACAUUUUCCUGAAUAAGUUUUGACUAAAAAAUUAAAAUGCAGUUGGAGGAUAAUCAAUAACCUCUCAAAUACUACAGAUUAAAGAUAUUUGAUAUUCUGCUCAGGAAAAUCUGAUAAACCAACAUGUGUUUUUUUUCAGCAUCCUUGUACAAAAGGAAGUUAGUCUUCUAUUCCUACUUGCACCAUAUCGAUGGCUGGAUAACAUGGUGAUAUCCAGUUCCCGCAGGCUUGGCAAGGUUGUUAUGUUUCAAUGUUUUCCUGCUGUUCCCAAGAAGAAGAGAUUAUAAUUUUACUUUGCUGUUUCUGGAGAAAUGGAAAUUGAGUGGUGAUCCACUUAGAAAGUGACGGCUUGUGGUAUGUUCUUAGGGACCUUUUUCCUUUGUGUUUGUGAUGCAAGGAGAGCCCAGCUUGUCUCAGUACUCGAAGAGUAGCUGUUACAGUGGGCGUUUGACUAUCAGGGAGAUGGAGAAGAACAUGGCACAGUCUUCUCAGAAACUUUGUAUGCAGAGGAAAUGUGAGGGCAGCGCUGUUAGAACAGCGCCUUUGCCCUGUAUGGCCUGGCUGUAGAGAGGCAUCUCUGUGCAGGAUCAUCUCCUGUUGCAGAGUACGGAGUCGAAGCAUUCAUCUUCACUGCCGUAUGUUUUCCCUUCGGUAGGACUUGGAAGCAAAGGACAAGAGUCUAACCCCAAACUCUGAUUAAGGCAGAUGAGUUUAGACCAGCGUUGCCUCUGGUUUCUCCCCUACCCAUUACGUAGCCCCAGAAUAUAGCAAAGAAAACCCUUUUAAACUGGGAAAUUCUAAGCUUCAUUGUUUUAGUAAUUUGACGUUCAGUGGUGCCCACAAUUCUUGGUAAAAGAAUGGCGGUUAGCCAGCAUGCAAUAUUUAAAAAAAAAAAAAUGACAUUUGUAUGUUUUUUCCAUUGCUGUGCUAGUCUCCAUGGUAUGGAUGGCAUCUAAUCAGGGAAAUGUGGCAUUUUUACUCCCUUGCCUUCAAACAAAAACACACGUGGAUGCAUUAUUUAAUAUAGGUUGUCAGAUCGCCAUGGUAUUUAUAACUGAGAGGCUGUGGCUGAUUUGGAAUUACGCGGGAUAUUAAGGGAGAAGAGUUGCAGAAAGAUGACUUUUUAUAGAGCGGCUCCUCAGAGGUGAAGUGGUUUCUUACAUUGCUGUCUUUCCCAGCUUUUGAAAUCUGGGGUCUGAAAAUGUUACAGACGACAUUUUCUCAGUAGGUUACCUUCGGUGUGUGGCUGUCCCUUCUUGUUGCCAAUCAGUUCCACAAGUGUCUCCAAAGUGAAACAUUCAGAAUGUGCCUUGACCAAGAAGAACUUUCAUGGAAUACUUAGAGAUCAGGGACAGGGACAAACUGGGAAGAGAGCUGUUCUCUGUUCUGUAUUCAUGGUCCUAGAAGCUGAGUAGUUUCACAGUUAUUUUCGACAAAUUCUUACUGAUUAUCAGACAUUUUUUAAAUGCCCUUAUAUGAUUCAAAAUCUGAAAAGCUAAAAUAAUUGACAGAUGUUAUGAGAGUAACCUGUUCAAGGGAACCUUCCCCUCUUUUUUAAUGGGAUUAUUUAUUUACAUUUCAAAUGUUUUCCCCUUUACUGGUUUCCCCUCCGGAAACCCCCUAGCCCAUCCUCCCUCCUCCUGCUUCUAUAAGGGUGCUCUCCCAUCCACCCACCCAUUCCUGCCUCUCUACCCUGGCAUUCCCCUACACUGGGGCAUUGAGCCUUCCCAGGAUCAAAGGCCUUUCUUCCCACUGAUGUCUGACAAGGCCAUCCUCUGCUACAUAUGUGACUGGAGUCAGGGGUUCCUCCAUGGGUACUCUUUGGUUGGUGGUUUAGUCUCUGGGAGCUCUGGGGCAUCUGGUUGGUUGAUAUUGUUGUUCUUAUGGAGUUGCAAACCUUCAAUCCUUUCUGUACCUCCUUCAUUGGGGACCCUGUUCUCAGUUCAAUGGUUGGCUGAGAGCAUCUGCUUCUGUAUUUGUCAGACUCUUUCAGGCUCCUGUCAGCAAGCGUUUCUUAACAUCCACAAUAGUAUCUGGGUUUGGUGUCUGUGUGUAUAUGGGAGGGAUCCCCAGGCGAUGCAGUCUGGAUGGCCGUUCCUUUAGUCUCUGCUCCACACUUUGUCUCUGUAUUUCCUCCUGUGAAUAUUUUGUUCCCCCUUCUAAGAAGGACUGAAGCAAUCGCAUUUCAGUCUUCCUUCAUGUGGUCUGUAAAUUGUAUCUUGGGUAUUCUCAGCUUUUGGACUAAUAUCCACUUAUCAGUGAGUGUAUACCUUGUGUGUUCUUUUGUGACUGGGUCGCCUCACUCAGGAUGAUAUUUUCUAGUUCCAUUCAUUUGCCUAAGAAUUUCACAAAGUCAUUGUUUUUAAUAGCCGAGUAGUCCUCCAUUGUGUAGAUGUGCCACAUUUUCUGUAUCCAUUUCUCCAUGGAAGGACAUCAGGGUUCUUUCCAGCUUCUGGCUAUUAUAAAUAAGGCUGCUAUGAACAUAGUGGAGCAUGUGUCUUUGUUGUAUGUUGGAGCAUCUUUUGGGUAUAUGCCCAGGAGAAGUAGAGCUGGGUCCUCAGGUAGUUGAAUGUCCAGUUUUCUGAGGAACCUCCAGAGUGAUUUCCAGAAUGGUUGUACCAGUCUGCAAUCCCACCAACAAUGGAUGAGUGUGCCUCUUUCUCCACAUCCUCACCAGCAUCUGUUGUCACCUGAGUUUUUGAUCUUAGCCAUUCUGACAGGUGCAAGGUGGAAUCUCAGGGUUGUUUAAUUUUCCAUUUCCCUGAUGACUAAGGAUGUUGAACAUUUCUUUAGGUACUUCUCAUCCAUUCCAUAUUCCUCAGGUGAGAAUUCUUUGUUUAGUUCUGUAUCUCACUUUUAAUAGGGCUAUUUCUCACCUCUAAAAGAUGGUUAGCACUUUUCGAAGUGUUCACAUUCAGAGCUCUUCCACACAUGUAUUGCUAACCCUCUGGAUCGUGUAUCUAGUACAUCCUUAACUCCGUCCACAUCCAAGUGUUACUAAAAGUAAAUAUCUUGGCUUAGAUUAAAUACACAGCAUGUGCUAUGCACAUGAAUUCUUCUGGAGUCAAUUUGUCAAACAUGACAUAUCCAUACUGUGAUCUGGAAAACUAUUAUCUUGUAGUAGAAAGAUUGCAACAUAUAAAGUAAAAAAAAAAUCUCAAGUAAAAAUUUAUGCGCUUGGGAUGUUGGGGAAGUGUACUUAUGUGUGUGUGUAUGUGUGUGUGUAUGUGUGUGUGUGUGUGUGUGUGAGUGUGUGUGUAUGUGAGUGUGUGUGUAUGUGAGCCACAGACAGCACAUUUCGUAUCCCCUUUAGGCAUCUACAUUUUCUAUGUAUCUAAACCUUGUGUUUCCCCCUUUCUACUUUAAUGUUGUUGGUGUUAACUUUCGUUUACUUCAAUGUUUAUUUAGCAUAUUUGUGUGUUCUGGUUCUGGACAGGAUGGUGUUUAACAUAAAUAUUAUAAAGAGAGAGGCAUUCAAGAGAAGGCUGGAGGCUCAGAAAGCUCUCAAUUAGGUUCUUUGCUCUUAGAAGUAGCUUGAGGCUCAUGAAAUCCCCAAAUUCACAAAUUGAGGGGUUUUCACAUAUUUGACAUGUCCACGCAACCAGCAACUUAGGAGGAAAAGAAAACCAAAACAAUGUAGAUUCACAACUUCUGCCACCAGAUCUUCCCUCUACCCCAUGUUCAUUGCCAAUCCUCACACACACACACACAAACACACAUUCACAUACACACACACAUACACACACAUACACACACUCACACACACAUAUACUCACACACAAACACACACUCACAUACACACACAUACACACACUCACACACACAUACACACACGCUCACAUACACACAUACACACACACUCACAUACACACAUACACACACAUACACACACACAUACACACACACAUACACACACACACGUAAAUGUUAAACACCUAUGCUUUCUUUUUCCUUGUUUCUCUUUUUAAACCGUGACAAAAUAUGGUAGCAAGAAAUUUCCAUUUGACCUACUUAUCUAUAAGCACGCAAUUAUGUGAUAUUAAGUACCUUCACCUUGUUGUAUAACCAUCGGCACUACCCAUUUCCAGAACAUUCUCCUCCUCUCCAACUGUGACUCUGGACUAUCAAACAUUGACUUAACAUCUUUACUGCUGGUCUCUAACAGUGACCAUGUUCUUUUCCUUCUUCCUUCCUUCCAUCCUCUCUCUUUCCCUCCUUCCUUCCCUUCCCUCUCUCUCCCCUCCCCUUCCCUCCCUCCCUCUCUCCCUCCCUUCCUCCCUCCCUCCCUCCCUUCCUUUCUUGUGAAUCUAAUGAGUCUAGAUUCCUCAGAUCGAUUGUAGGAGUCAUUUUUAUCAGACAACAGUAAUGGCAUUCCUGUUUUUAUUUCAUUUUAUUUUAUUGAGGUGCAUACCCUACAGUGGGAUGGGUUGCUCAUAGGCAUGUCUUUGUUUUUGAGGAAUCACUGUUAUCUCUCUGCAGUGGCAGUACCACUUUGUUUCCCCACAGGAUAUUAUUUCUGUCAGUAAUUUUUUUCAUAUGGCUAUGAUAUGUAACUAUAGCUCAUUCUACUCUGUCACCGUAUCUCCAUGUACUUAGUGGCCAUUUUUACUAUUGAUGAUUGUCUUAGGGUUUCAUUGCUAUGAAGAGACACCAUGACCAAGGCAACUCGUAUAAAGGGAAACAUGUACUUGGGGCUGGCUUACAGUUUCAGAGGUUCAGUCCAUCACCAUCAUGGCGGGAAGCAUGGCAGCGUGCAGGCAGCCAUGGUGCUGGAGAAGGGGCUGAGAGUUCUAUGUCUUGAUCCUCAAGCAGAGCGAGACUGUAUGCUCCACAUUGAGCUAUACUGGCCAUAUCUUAGGCCUACCUGAACAGUAGCACAUGACCUUCAAAAAAGUCACCUCCUAAUAGUGCUGCUCCCUAUGGGCCAAACAUUGAAACAUGUGAGUCUUUGGUGACCAUACCUAUUUAAACCACCACAAUGGUCAUCUGUGUGAAUUCUAGUUUGGGACUACCUCAAACUAUUAUCUUUCUGUAGCUUUUUAUUAAUAUAUUACUGGAAAGAAAGUCUUAGAAUGAAGAUAGUACUAUACUUACGAAGUGUCCUGAUCACUGCACUUGAUAACAGCUAACUGUGUGGCCAGCUGACGUUGGCCUAGCAGGAGGGACUGUUUGUAUCACAGAAUCAGAAAAUUUGGGUGUCAGGCAUCUGGCAUAACUUGAUCCACGACUAAAUAAUUAACACCAAAUUCUGUUCAUCUCUCUGUUCAUUCUGCCUUUUUAGCUGUUGUCACUAGAUUCAUGAUCACAAGACAGCCAAUGACACUUAACCUCCCAUCUUGAAACACAGCAGGAAAAUAAUCCCACUCUCUCUUGCCCCUAACCUAACUUGAGUGAUAUCCAUAGUCCUAAAGCAAGACUUUUGUUCAGAGAAUAGAUGCUGCUGGCUGGAUCAGCCUGCAGCUUGCACAUUGUGUGUUUACCAGAGCCAAAGCCAGCAGGAUGGGGCGGGCAGCGACACCUCCCAGACUAACCUAGAAUACAGUUAUCACAAGAAUGAAGAGAAAGAACUGCUUGUUUGAGCUCAGGGUGUGGGAAGGUCAGCAUGGUCCAUGACAGCGACACUGUUAGUCUGCACAUAGCUGGCAAAUCACACAGUGCUGCCUGAGGAUCGAGAUAUAAUUGUAGCUACAGAGUUUUACUGCAAAGUAAAAGUCGAAAUCAAAGAGCUUCCUAACGGCAGGUCAAAAAUUGAGGUGUUCAACAUCUCCAUCACUUGCUAUCGUAAGACAGAAUCUUAACUCUAGUCCUGGCUGGCCUUGAACUUAUGAUCUCCCUGCGUCAGCCUUCUGAAUGUUGGGAUCAUAUUUGUGAACCGCUAUUGUUGGCGAGUAUAAAUUUCCCUUCAUUUCCAAGGACUGGUUUGCACUUUUGUUUACUUGCUUUCAUUUUGUUUCUGCUUAAAAAGACUUUAUUCACUUUGAUUAUGGAAGGGAUAUUGUCGAGAAGGAGAAAAAUCACUAAGUCUUGGGGAUGGAAAAGGUUUGUGUUUCUCCCAUUUUAAAAAAUACCAUUGUGUCUAGCUGCAUAUGGUAGAUAAAAAGUACAAGGAAAUUAGGUGAUGUUUCAAUAAAAGCAAGUACAAUAAAACGCAGAGAUACGACAGGAAGUUACUAUCAUCUCUGGCAGCUAAUCUUCCUUUUUUAGAAUUAUUUUAUUCUUAUCAAAAUAUAAUAUAUAGAGAGGGAUUUUUUUUCUUUUCUAUUUUUUGGAGCUGGGGACCGAACCCAGGGCCUUGCGCUUGCUAGGCAAGUGCUCUACCACUGAGCUAAAUCCCCAACCCCGGAAUUUUAAAAAUUAAAUGCUGGGCUAGCUUUAUGAAAAACUGGAUCCCUGCAUUGCCCAUCCCCCACCCUCCACUCCUACUUCCCGUUGAGCUCUUGAAUAAGAGCUCAGUAGUUUCUCAGUAAGGAUUCAGGUUCCUCUAACAUCAGUUAGUUCCAUGCUUUGUGUCUUCAUUAGGGUUUUACUGCUGUGAACAGACACCAUGACCAAGGCAAGUCUUAUAAAGGACAACGCUUAAUUGGGGCUGGCUUACAGACACGGCAGCACCUAGACAGGCAUGGUGCAGGCAGAGCCGAGAGUUCUACAUCUUCACCUGAAGGCAGCUAGCAUGAGGGUCUUAAAGCCCAUGCCCAUGAUGACACGCCUACUCCAACAAGGCCACACCUUCAAAUAGUGCCACUCCCUGGGCCAAGCAUAUUCAAACUGUGACACGCUGCAUACUGACUUCAUUUAGGAUACAGGGAGGGCUGUUCUUCUGACCCCUUAUCCUGUGUCAUUUUCUUGCCUUCUCAUCUACAGUUUCCCCAUCUAAAGACAGCAUUAAGCGUGAUUUUUUUUUUUUGGUUAAAUCAGUUUUCAAUAUUUAUAUUAUUCCAGAUAUGCUUGAGUUAGUUUCUCAUUGCUAUAGUGACAAGUCACUUUAAACUUAGUGUCUUAAAAUAGUACAAAGUUAUCAUCUUACAAUGCUAGGGACCAGAACACUGAACUGUGCUUUGGUAGCAAUUGCACAGAGCCAAGGGCUGUCUUCUUCUAUAAGCAGUCCCUUCCCUUUAGAAGCUUCUAGAGCUCCUUAGCCUUGGCUGUAUCACCCUACUAUCUGCUUCUACCAAGUCUCCAACUCUGGCUUCUCCCCUGCAUUGUGAGGGCUCUGGGUUUUAUGACAGAUGAAUGCCAAAAGUGCAAGACCAUCCUCUUGCCUCAGCAUCCUGAAUGUGAAGAACAAACUCGCAAUUACAAUGUAAGAUGAGUAUACAGACGGGCAUCAUGACAUUAUCAGAGGGCCAGCAUUCUGUACACAGUGUGCUCUGUGUUGACCUACUAAUCACAUUUCCAUUCUCCCCGAUGACUGUGUUUUUCAUGGCUGCUUUUACUCUGCCUGGAUUCUAUUUAGCUAUCAUGAAUCCUUUCCACAUUCUCCUACAGAGCUUCAUUUCUGCUUUCCGCUCCGCAAGUGGUAUUAGUAACCUCUCAUUAUGUCCUGUAUUGAAGCUGCUCCUAGGCCCUCAGCUUCUGGCUCAGGUCACCUUCUCUGCUCUUGUAUGUUAGCAACCUCUUUUGGGGAUUUCCUUUUGGUAGCAAUUGCCAACACCCUGGUGAUUCCCUCAGCCUUUCUCUGUAUACUGCCUCUUCCUUGCUCUCAUGCAUUUCCUCUGAAUGGUUUGUUAUUGUUUAGCACAUCCUCCAGUAGUUGAGAAUAAAUGUGAUACCUUACAUUCCUUACUGUCUCUUUAGAAGGUAUGAAGAUGUCGAGGAAAAGCUUUCUCUUACUGACUGCAGAGCCUCACAAGAAAGGGCUGGAUGCUCUGUCUUGAGCUUUCUGGGCUUCUGUACAGAGCUUAGGGAUGAUUUUUCUCAAAAGUCUUACAAACAUAAAACAUUCAAACAGUGUCCAUUACAGAGGACACCCACACUCAGUCUCAUAUUAGUUCCCCAGUGAGGUCAUAGAGAGUCCUUAUAAAAAAAGGUCCGUUCAAAGAAUUAACCCCAGCUAUUAAAAGGCACCCCUCCCCAUAAAACCAGUUUCUGAUCCCUGGUCAUGAAGAAUUCAAAGCAUUAAUUUCCCCUGUCCAUUUCCUCCUGCUUCUUCAACUGAUAACAAUCUUCAGGACCUGUCGCCACAUACUAUUUAUUUCUGCAUCCUCCAUAAAGCCCUGGACUGUCCCUCAUUUGGGCAGACUUCUUGAUAAUCAUCAACCAAGCCGGCCUUGGUCCAACAUCCAAACCCCUGCAGUAGAUAUUCUUUGUCAUUCUUUCCCAGUGUUUGUGAAUUGACAGCUUAUAUCCGCCAGUGACCUCUACAGAUGACUAAAUGCCCUAGUUUCUGAGCCAAAGACACCAUCUAGCCCUUGACUCUGUGUCAUCCAAGAUGCUGGUAGCCUACUGCUAUCGGUAACCAUGUUGUAUAUGUCCUUAUUGAUUUCCCCGGAUUAAUGACUUGAUAGAUGGGCCUUUUGAUCUCAUUCGUUGUUGCAUCUGGAACAGGCCCAGAUGAACAGAAAUUUAUUAAAUGAAUGAUGAUACUAGCUAUUAAGAGUUCUUCAUGUCAAUACCUUUAUCUAACACUGUAUUAUGUUGAUGUUAAAGGGAAAGGACCAAUCAUAUAUGCCAUCUUUGAAAGUUUACUUCAACUAUACUCUCCUUGGAGGAACCUACAGAUAGUUGAGUAUUCGUCAAGAGCGGUAGCCCCUUUCACUCAUGGCUUGCAUCCUGUAUGUUCCUUAUAGAAUCCUGAACCUCAGGAGAAAAGAAGAGAAAAAGAUAUUAGGUUUAGGAGAUCUGUCUCAUGAGUUUCACAAGAGAAGCCAAGCAGUUAGAUUCAACUUCCCUUUGGCCAUGCGUGUCAGAUGCAUGUAUUUGGAAUCACUACAGGGUAAGCUUCUUCAGCUUUGUCCUCUGAGCAGCUGCGGAACCUAUUUUACUGACUAUUGAGUCCUUGUGCUCAGCAGAGUUUUCUAUCUGGGUUGCUGUUCAGAAUGGCAUGGAUUCCUUGGUAAUUAGGUUUCUGUGACUCAGAAGUACUUCUGGGGCUCUGGCUAUAAAAAGCCACUCCCCUUGAAAGGACCGAAGUCUCCAUGUGCCUUCAGGUUAGUUAGAUGGCUGAGAAUCAGAAAUGUGAAGUGAGAGGUAAAACAAUAAGAGGGUCGCCCUCACCUCCACCUACGCUGAGCGCUGUGAAACCAGAAUCUCAGUACUUAAAACAGGUCCUUGCUGCUAAGCGUCUUGAAGAUGCCCCUUGUCUCUUCUUCAUUGGGGUUUCCAGAACAGUACAGGCAUUUGGGGCUGGGUAGUUCUUUGCUGUAGGGGAUGGUGUCAUCUCUGUUUUGUAGGCUGCUUAGCAGCGUCCUGACCACCUACUAGAUGCCAGAACAGCAGUCCUCCUCUACAUAAAACCAAAACCAUCCCCCAUCCUUGCAAAACCUAAUUGAGAGCUAUCAUUCCGGAGACAAUAUAACAAGACCACAACAAAAGCCAUGGCACUGGGUUUGUUCAAAUGAAUAAUGUCAGGGCUAGAGGGAUGGGCUCAGUUGUUAAGAGCAUGGGUUCUUCUUCCAGAAGACCAGGGUUCAAUUCCAAGCACCCACAUAGCAGGUCACAGCUGUCCGCAACUCCAGUCCCAGGGGACCUGCCACCCUCACACAGACAUACAUGCAGGCACAAUACCAAUGUACAUGAAAUAUAAAUGAAUAAAAAAAAUUUUUUAAAUAAUGCAUGUCACUGGAUGUCAUUUAUAAAAUUUAUAAUAAGAGAAGGCUCCUGUUUUAUGCCUUCUGAGGCCCUCCAAAGCAAUGUCAACCAAUGUCCUCUGGACUUAUCCCACCAAAAUCAUGUCGUAUUGCUCUAGGAUGAGCUGUUUUAAUCUAUAACUUUUGCAACACAGGACUCCAUUCCUUCAUUUUAAAAAUUUUUUUAUUUGUUUGUUUAUUUGUAACUUUUUCUGGGGGGAAUAUAUGGGUGGCCGCCCUCGGUCCUGGAGAUACAGUACAGGUAGACAAUCAAAUAUAGAGGAGAUCAAGUGGUUGUAGGUGCUGAAGAGAAAAGAAUGUCAAGAUGAAGAAAAAGACUCACUAGGCACGGGAGGGUUGUAUGUAUCCAAAUGGGAUAGCCAGAAAAGGUAUCAAGAAAGUUCAGAGUCCAGGUAACAAGGAACAUGUUUGUCUUCCUUCAUGAGGAAGUCCACCUUCCAAUGAGGAAGGAUUUGUUUUAUUUGCUGUUUCAGAGAUUUCAAUCCAAAGCUUAGCAACCUAGGUCUGAUGUUCUGUGACCAUGAUGAGAUGCUCAUCGUGGUGGAGCAAGGCCAAGAAUCUCCUGAUGACCAGAAGGCAAAGAAAGAGAAAGAACCUGGGUAUCCUUGUUCUCGUCAAGAGCAUGCAACCUAAGCUCCAACUACUUUCAACUAGGCUUAACCUCAAAGGUUCCAACCAACCCCAAGUAAUACUACAGGCUGGGGUCUGACAGGCUAUUGGGUACCUUUAAGAUCCAAACCAUAACAGAAGUACUAGGGAAAUGAGGUAGAUAAAUGAGACAUUAGUGACAAACAGAGAAGGGUUUGGGAGGUUAAGGUCAGUGCAGAGCUUUGCGUACCAGCUAUUCUGUGAGUUCUGAUCUACUCCACCACCCAGGCUUAAAAACUAGUAGUAAAUCACAGCCAACUUUAUGUCCUCCCUCUUUUCCUUCCCUACUUAUUUGGAACCAAGCCCUCAUUAUGUUAUUUCAUCUGUGAAUACUUUCAUGUACGUCUCUGAAAGAUAAGGACUUAAAAGUGAUUACGAUGGGGUUGGGGAUUUAGCUCAGUGAUAGAGCGCUUGCCUAGGAAGCGCAAGGCUCUGGGUUCGGUCCCCAGCUCCGAAAAAAAGAACCAAAAAAAAAAAAAAGUGAUUACGAGAUACUAUGCUGGCAAGUAAUUGUCUUUCCCCAGAUCCCCACACUGUGUGUAUUUGUUUUUAUAUAGACACAUCUACAUACUUGAUGGUGAUUGUUAAUUGUCAGCUGAUGGAAUCACAAGGCACUUAGGAGAUGAGCUUCUGGGUGUGCCCAUCUUGAUUGUGUUCAUUAGGUUGAAAGACCUGCCCACUAUGGGCGGUAUCAUUCCCUGGCUGGGAUCCUAGAUUGUAUAAGUAGAGAAAGGAAGCUGAAUGAGAAUGCGCAUUUAUAGGUCUCUGCUUCUGAUUGUGGGUGUGCUGUUCAAGCUCUUCCACCUGAACUUCUCUGCCAAAAGGGGCUAUAUCCUUGAUGUGUGCAUCCAAAUAAACCCUUUCUGCCUUUAGAAGUUGCUUUUGUCAGGAUAUUCUAUCACAGAAACAGAAAGGGAACUAAAGUAUGUAUACAUAUUUAUGCAUAUGUUACAUAUAUUUAAUGUGUAUAUAAGGUCUAUAUUGUUAUUUUUUGAAAUGUCUGAUUAAUUUUUUAUAAUUGCUUUGAUAUCAGGAUCUACAAGGUUCAUGGGUCUGGUCGUUUGAAUAGGCCCAUAGGGAAUGGCACUAUUAGUUGUGCCUUGUUGGAAUAGGUAUGUCGCUGGGCUAGUGGUUUCAGAAGCAAAGAAGUAAAGGCCUUGUGGUUCAUUGUCUCUCCCUGCUGCCUAAGGAUCAAGAUGUAGACUUCUCAGCUUCUUCUCAAGCACCAUUUCUGCCCGCAUGCUGCCACACUUCCCACCAUGACGAUAAUAGACUUAACCUCUGACCUAUAAGCAAGCCCCAGUUAAUAGAUGUCACGGUCAUAGUGCCUCUUCUCAGCAAUGAAACUCUAAGAUAAUGGAUUAGUUAGUUGCUGUGUAUCUUAAGCCCUUUUAGUCUUACAGGUUCAAUUUUCCAUGUCUUUCCCCCUUACUAGAAAUAAGUGUGUAAAUAAUUACAAAAAAUAUUUGUUUAGAACAUAUUACUUUAGGAAACCCCUCAUUUGUUUUGGCUUUUGCUGGUCUUGUCUCUGAUACUAUUUAACAUGUUGUUUCUCCGCUUCCUGCACACGGGUAUCCUGAUAGAGAAGCUUGGCUUUCUCCAGGGCUCUGUGACAUUUUUGAUAAGACUAAGUCUCAUUCUUGCCUCAGGAGACACGUAUUGUCCAGUGUAAAUCUGUCUGUGCUGUCAACAGUCAGCAGUGCUCACAGCCUAGAUCCACUGAUUCAUGAACACUUGGAAAACAGUAUUCUGAGCUUUCCAUCUCUUCUCUGUUUGCCAGUUGGGAAUGCUGUAUAUAAAAGAUUCAUUUCCUUAUCUACAAGGUAUAACACAUAGGAAAAGCAAAGUGUUUGGUGCUUCCUUUUCCAGGUGCCGAGGGGUCAUUCUCUAGCUUCCACCAAGGUGUCCAUGGCCACCUUACUUCCCUCCUACUCUCCUUCCUCCUUUCUUAUACUCCUGACUUCAGACAAGUGUUAUGUUGUUGUUCUUUCUGAUACUUGACUACUCAACUGGACCCAAGUGUGUUUGGUAUGAAUGAGAAGGAAGUUACUAGGAGCUUUGUUCAGAAAAGUGACCUGUUGCAGAGAAGAACACUUUAGAUUUCCUACGGUCUCUAUGGCAAAGAGGAUACCUAGGAAGAAUGUUGGAGAGAGCAGUCUAGGAAAUGAAUCCAGCUAAGAAUCCUGUGCCUUGGAUCUGGGUGAUUUCAGGAGAAAGACUAAAGAGAGACCACACAUCUGACAUUGGAAGGAGGCUUAUUUGGAGGCUGAGGGUCAUGAUUAUGAGUCUAAUUUUGAAUAUAUUACAUUAAAGUUAUUGAAAGAACAUACUAGUGAAAUUGGCCCCUAGCCCAGUGGCAUGUAGAACUACAAAUCGCUUGAGAAGAACUGUGUAUGAAAGUUUAUGGGGUUAGAUUAAAGUAUAUUUCCAAAAAUGAGAUUCUCCCAUAAAAACUAAAGAAUUUCAUAGUUUGACUAUUCUUUUAAACUAAAGGUAACUGAUUUUUAAAAAUUAUUUUGAUUUCUUUUAAAUCACCACUUCUAAGUAAAAUUGAUCUCUUUGUGAUCAAUAGGUUUUCAUUAUUUCUUCUUCUUUUUUCUUUUACUAAAUUUAAACUACUUUAUAUACCCUUCCAUUGCACUUCCUAUGGAGACAAGGGUGGUCUUAGGGCUUCGCUUCCAGUAGGAUUUAUUGCUUCUAAAAGGUAAGAGGGUUGGCUACUGACCCUGAAGGAGAAGUUGAUGACUAGUUAAAAAUCAACAAUUUUCAUAGAGAAAAUAAGGGACUCAGCAUCAUUGUGGGACACUACAUAAAUAUUCAUCUGGGCUCAGCUCGGAAGAGUUACAAACGGUUGCUCAUACCAUGAGGGUAACACUAGGAGAAACCAAAUGGAAGCCAAAUAGAGUCAGAUGUGUUGGAGAAAACCAACCUCUGCUUUUCUCCUUGGCCCUCUGUAUGGGACACAAUCUGAACCACAGUAACGUGGCAGCAGUGGAUAUGCCACGUUGAACCUAGGCACUGCCACCGUCUGUGUGCCUUAGCUGCUGUUGUGGCAUAAACAUGGAGUAUGGCUUCACAGCCUCAGGGUAUAGCUCUGUGAACAUGCCAUAUCACCUACAGUGGUGGUGGCAGUGGUGUGUGUGUGUGCCCAGCCUAGUAGUACUUAAAAAAUUAGAGUUCUUGAUGAAAGAAAAUUAAGAUUUUUUUUUUCUCUCUUGGUGUUUCUUUUCAACCAACCAGUGGUUGCCAAACUUUAAAACAUUUUCAAAGGUAUCAGAGGAAGUGACUCAGAUAUGUUCUUCAUAUAUGACAACAGCAGUGCAGUUAGUUCCAGGUUUUGAAUACUGUGGGGGGAAAAACGUGUUCCUUGAAUAAAUACAGGAUGAAACUUCCUGGCUUGUGAAAUACAUGCUGUAUGCUGUCUCUUUCCUUCCUAACCCAUAUUAGAUCGCCAUUGUAAAGUAUGGUACACUGGGAUAUUCUUAAAGACAGCUUUUCAGAACUAAGAAUGUGCGCUCCUGUCUCUGGAAUCAAUCCCUAGUUGGUACUUUCCCACCACCGGGUUACACCCCGCUCACAUAAGUCUCUGCUUUGAAACAGAGUUCAACUUCCCCCAAAUUAGCACACUUAGUUUAUUCCUCUUUCUGCUGAUUGCCAUAUAUAGAAAAAAAUCUAAUUAUUUCCACCAGGCACAGUCCCUCAUCUCUUUUGGACUAUGAGAAAUGCUGUUAACUCUGAGGAGGGAGGAAACAGAGCUUCCCUAGGGUGGCAAAUUCAGGCCCUAAGUGUCAGGGGGUUGCUGAAUGGGGAGGGGUAGUUGACAUUUUGCUUAGAGGAACUCUUUUAUGUACGAUACUGUUGCUUUAUAUUUUUCCUCCAAGUCUGCACCGUGAAAGGGACUCUGUCUCACUGAGGUAAAAAGUGGGUCUGUGAGUGUAGCGACUUUCUUUAAAAAAAAAAAAAAUCAGAAACCAAUUACUUGAUAUGCAGAGCUGCGAGCCUCGCUCCUUUAACGAAAUCAGUGCAGUGCGCACCACAGUUAACCUGAGGAAAGCCGCUGACAGCUCUUGAUUCUGCUGGAGGUGGAAGGACCCAAACUUACAGGAUUCCCCCUCCCCCCUGAGAGGUUGUUAGUCCAGUCCUUCAGAGAGGUUCCUUUUGGCUCUCUGUCAUCACCGGGACGCUGGCAGAGAGUGUGUGUCAUGGUUACAAUAGAGCGCGGUAACAUACACCAACCAUGAAAGCCCAGCGGGAGAGACUACAGAUUCCGGGGCUGACCUUGGAUCUCACUCCAAGGAGCCUGAGUCCAACCCCAUCCAGCCCGGGCAGCCCCUGUAGUCCUCUCCUGACCUUUCACUUCUGGAGUUGCCGGACAACCAACCGGAAGAGUUUGAUAAGCAAUGGCCAGUCACCAGCAUUGCCUAGACCACAUUCACCUCUCUCUGCUCAUGCAGGAAAUAGCCCUCAAGACAGUCCAAGGAAUUUCUCCCCCAGUGCCUCAGCCCAUUUCUCAUUUGCGAGGAGAACGGAUGGGCGCCGCUGGUCUCUGGCUUCUCUCCCCUCCUCAGGCUAUGGGACAAACACACCGAGCUCUACCGUCUCUUCAUCCUGUUCCUCCCAGGAGAAGUUGCACCAGCUACCAUACCAGCCAACACCAGACGAAUUACACUUCUUGUCCAAACACUUCUGCACAACGGAAAGCAUCGCCACUGAGAACCGGUGCAGAAACACGCCCAUGCGUCCGCGUUCCCGGAGUCUCAGCCCUGGACGUUCCCCCGCCUGCUGUGACCAUGAAAUAAUUAUGAUGAACCAUGUCUACAAAGAAAGAUUCCCAAAGGCUACGGCGCAGAUGGAAGACCGUCUGAAGGAAAUCGUCACCAGCUACUCUCCAGACAACGUCCUCCCCUUGGCCGACGGGGUGCUUAGCUUCACUCACCAUCAGAUCAUUGAGCUGGCUCGUGACUGUCUGGAUAAAUCCCACCAGGGUCUCAUCACGUCAAGAUAUUUCCUUGAGUUGCAGCACAAGCUGGAUAAGUUGCUGCAGGAGGCUCAUGAUCGCUCUGAAAGUGGAGAACUGGCGUUUAUUAAGCAGCUAGUCCGAAAGAUCCUAAUUGUCAUUGCCCGCCCGGCACGGUUAUUGGAGUGCUUGGAAUUUGAUCCCGAAGAAUUUUAUUACCUAUUGGAAGCUGCAGAAGGCCAUGCUAAAGAAGGGCAAGGGAUCAAAAGUGACAUUCCCCGGUACAUCAUCAGCCAGCUGGGACUCAAUAAGGACCCUUUGGAAGAGAUGGCUCAGUUGGGGAAUUACGACAGUAGAACAGCAGAGACGCCAGAGACAGACGAGUCCGUGAGCAGCUCAAAUACUUCCCUGAGACUUCGAAGGAAACCCCGAGAGAGCGAUUUUGAGACGAUUAAAUUGAUCAGCAAUGGGGCGUAUGGGGCAGUCUACUUUGUUCGGCACAAAGAGUCCCGACAGAGGUUUGCCAUGAAGAAAAUCAACAAGCAGAACCUCAUCCUUCGGAACCAGAUCCAGCAGGCCUUCGUGGAACGUGAUAUCCUGACUUUCGCAGAGAACCCCUUCGUGGUCAGCAUGUACUGCUCCUUUGAAACGAGGCGUCACUUAUGCAUGGUCAUGGAGUACGUGGAAGGGGGGGACUGUGCGACCCUCAUGAAAAACAUGGGGCCUCUUCCAGUUGAUAUGGCCAGGAUGUAUUUCGCAGAGACGGUCUUGGCCUUGGAGUAUCUGCAUAAUUACGGAAUUGUACACAGGGACUUGAAGCCAGAUAACCUGUUGGUCACCUCCAUGGGGCACAUAAAGCUGACUGACUUUGGCUUGUCGAAGGUGGGGUUGAUGAGCAUGACUACCAAUCUCUACGAAGGUCAUAUUGAGAAGGAUGCUCGAGAGUUCUUAGAUAAACAGGUCUGUGGCACACCUGAAUACAUUGCCCCCGAGGUGAUUCUGAGACAGGGCUACGGGAAACCCGUGGACUGGUGGGCCAUGGGCAUCAUCCUCUAUGAGUUUCUCGUUGGGUGUGUGCCUUUCUUUGGGGACACUCCAGAAGAGCUAUUUGGACAAGUCAUCAGUGAUGAAAUCAACUGGCCUGAGAAGGAUGAGGCCCCUCCUCCAGAUGCUCAGGACCUGAUUACCUUGCUCCUCAGGCAGAAUCCGCUGGAGAGGCUGGGAACAGGUGGUGCCUACGAAGUGAAGCAGCAUCGCUUCUUCCGCUCCUUAGACUGGAACAGUUUGCUGAGACAGAAGGCGGAAUUUAUUCCCCAACUGGAAUCGGAGGAUGACACAAGUUAUUUUGAUACUCGGUCAGAGAAGUACCACCACAUGGAGACAGAGGAGGAAGAUGACACAAACGAUGAGGACUUCACCGUAGAGAUAAGGCAGUUUUCUUCCUGUUCGCACAGGUUUUCAAAAGUUUUUAGCAGUAUAGAUCGAAUAACUCAAAAUUCGGGAGAAGACAAAGAUGACUCGGAGGACAAGACCAAAAGCACAACUUUGCCAUCCACGGAGACGCUCAGCUGGAGUUCCGAAUACUCUGAAAUGCAACAGUUAUCGACAUCCAACUCUUCAGACACCGAAAGCAACAGAUGUAAGCUCAGUUCUGGCCUGCUUCCUAAACUGGCUAUCUCGGCAGAGGGAGAGCACGGUGAGGCUGUCCCUUGUUCUGGAGACCCCAGAGAGGAGCCAGACAAACCCGUCCUUCCUCCUGAGGAAGGUACUCAGGAGGAGCCCGAGGUCACCACUCCAGCCAGCACUAUCAGCAGUUCCACACUGUCAGUUGGCAGUUUUUCAGAGCACUUGGAUCAGAUAAAUGGGCGAAGCGAGUGUGUGGACAGUACAGAUAAUUCCUCAAAGCCAUCCAGUGAAUCUGCUUCUCACAUGGCCCGACAGCGAUUAGAAAGCACAGAGAAAAAGAAAAUGUCCGGGAAAGUCACAAAGUCCCUCUCUGCCAGUGCUCUGUCCCUCAUGAUCCCAGGAGAUAUGUUUGCUGUAUCUCCAUUGGGAAGUCCAAUGUCCCCACACUCCCUGUCUUCAGACCCUUCUUCUUCUCGGGAUUCCUCUCCCAGCCGAGAUUCUUCUGCAGCGUCUGCUAGUCCCCAUCAGCCCAUCGUGAUCCACAGUUCAGGGAAGAACUAUGGAUUUACCAUCCGAGCCAUCCGCGUGUAUGUGGGGGACAGUGACAUCUACACGGUGCACCAUAUCGUCUGGAACGUAGAAGAAGGAAGUCCCGCCUGCCAGGCCGGGCUAAAGGCCGGCGAUCUGAUCACACACAUCAAUGGAGAGCCAGUCCAUGGACUCGUCCACACAGAAGUCAUCGAGCUCCUGCUGAAGAGUGGGAAUAAGGUGUCAAUCACCACUACCCCAUUUGAGAACACAUCGAUUAAAACGGGACCAGCCAGGAGAAACAGUUACAAGGGCCGGAUGGUGAGACGAAGCAAGAAGUCCAAGAAGAAGGAAAGUCUAGAAAGGAGGAGAUCUCUCUUCAAGAAGCUAGCCAAGCAGCCUUCCCCUUUACUCCACACCAGCCGCAGUUUCUCCUGCUUAAACCGGUCCCUGUCAUCUGGAGAGAGCCUCCCUGGUUCCCCAACUCACAGCUUGUCCCCACGAUCUCCAACACCCAGCUAUCGUUCUACCCCCGAUUUCCCAUCAGGUACAAAUUCUUCCCAGAGCAGCUCCCCAAGUUCAAGUGCCCCCAAUUCUCCAGCAGGUUCAGGGCACAUCCGGCCCAGCACCCUCCAUGGCCUGGCCCCCAAACUCAGUGGGCAGCGAUAUCGAUCUGGAAGACGGAAGUCAGCUGGCAGCAUCCCGCUCUCCCCGCUGGCCAGGACACCCUCUCCAACUCCACAACCUACCUCUCCUCAGCGUUCACCAUCCCCACUGUUGGGACAUUCCCUGGGCAGUGCCAAGAUCACUCAGGCCUUUCCGAGCAAGAUGCACUCUCCCCCCACAAUCGUCAGACAUAUUGUGAGGCCAAAGAGCGCAGAGCCUCCCCGCUCCCCACUGCUGAAGAGGGUGCAGUCUGAGGAAAAGUUGUCACCCUCCUAUGGCAGUGACAAGAAGCACCUGUGCUCCCGCAAGCAUAGCCUGGAGGUGACACAAGAGGAGGUACAGAGGGAGCAGUGUCAGCGGGAAGUGAUGCUGCAGAGCCUAGAGGAGAAUGUAUAUGACGCGCCUUCCCUCAGUCGGGCCAGGCCGGUAGAGCAAGGCUGUCUGAAACGCCCUGUGUCCCGGAAGAUGGGCAGGCAAGAGUCUGCAGAUGACCUGGACCGGGACAAGCUGAAGGCCAAGGUUGUAGUAAAGAAACCAGAGGAGAAACAUGAACCCCACCAGAAACCUCACAGCCUUGGUAGUGAUUCAGAAAGCUAUGCCCUCUUCAGGCUGGAGGAGAGAGAGAAAAAAGUGUACCCCAAGGGAUUGGAAAGGUCAGGUCACUUUGAAAACACAUCAGCAGAGUCACCUUCAGUGGGCAGCCUGCUGAAGGACACUCUUCACAAGCAGGCCAGUGUGAGGGCCAGCGAGGGGGUGACCUUAGAUGGGGCAGCAUGCAGUCUGGCCCCCGGGGAGCACAGCCAAUCUCUUGGUGACUUUAAACGGGCCUCGGCUUCUGGCAACCUCCACGAUAGUGUGUGCCCCAUCUCUGACAGGCCUGCUCCUGGAAAGGUUGAAUACUCAGAGAAGGCCUCUCAGGCCAAAGAGCUCCUUCGAAGUGAGAAACUAGACAGCAAGCUGGCCAAUAUUGAUUACCUCAGAAAGAAAAUGUCAUUGGAUGACAAAGAUGACAGCCACUGUGCCAUCCUGAAACCCAAGAUAACGUCUAGCACCCAUGAAUGCCUGCUGGGGAACCCCGUACGACCCAUGGCUGGGCAACAAGAGACCCUGUCAGCCUCUGAGAACCGGGCAUUCAUCAAUAGUACUCACACACCUCAGAUGAGUGGUGUUUCCUUUGUUCCUCUCAAAGCCCUAGCUGGCCGGGUAGAGAAUGGAGGGGAGAAACCAGGCUUAGCUGUUCCGGAGUCCCCUGUCAGGAAGAGCCCCUCUGAGUAUAAGCUGGAGGGCAGGUCAGUUUCAUGCCUGAAGCCGAUCGAAGGCACCCUGGACAUCGCUCUCCUCUCUGGACCUCAUGCUUCCAAAACAGAGCCUUCCCCAGAGCCUGCACAGAGCCCCAGCCCAGGCAUCAACGUGGGACCGUCGGUGCCACCAGCUCUUCCCGGUAGCAGUGGGAAAAAGGGAGAUUCCGCUAGCCUGAGAGAGCCUUCCUCAGCCAACUUAAAAGUGAAUAAAUCUUACCUGCAGGAGCCUCGGUUCCUGCCCCCGAGCCGGGCUCUUCAGGACUCUCUCGCUGCUCCUGGGCCAGACCGGAAGUCAAAGCAGGAGAGGACGAUCAUUCAUCCUUCUGCCAGGAGCACAGCAACUGUCACAGAGAGCAACCGCCAGCAGAAAGAGAGUGGCCCGGCCACACACCAAGACCGCUCCACCGACACCAAGGUCCUCCCUGGCCCAGGGCAAACCCUACACAAUGCGGACCCGCCCAGGCUGUGUACCCGUGCGCCACUCCCACCGGAAGCGGCCUCGAAGGAGAAGCCGUGUCUGAAGGAACCAUCUGCAAAGGUGAAAAGUGAGUGGUCCGCCAUAAGGAAUGAUGGACACAGAGAUCCCUGUGUGAAGCUAUGUCCUGCAGAGGCUGGUAAAGUCAGUGACAGUUCCAAACCCCUCCCUUCUGGGGGAAGGACCCAUCCUGAUUUCUACAAGCAGACCCAGACUUCGGAGAAAGCAUGGGCAUGUGCAAAAACAAACCACAAAGAUAGCCAAGAUGAGGUGAAGUCCCUGGCCAGGGAGGACUCCUUACACUCAGCCUCACUUUUGUAUGAAAAGGAGGUAGGCCAGGCAAGAAAAGGCCCAGAACCCAAACCUGAAGUCCCAGCUACCCGGUGCCCUUCUCAGCCGCCAGGAAUUGAGGGGGAGAAGAGCGAAAAGCUCUCUGCUGCCCCCUCUUUGCAGAAACAGGCUCCCAAGGAGCCAGACAGGAAGGAACAGGCCCUGCAAAGGUCUGGAGGCGGUGGCCCUCAACAGCCCCCAUCCACCAAAGAGCUGGCUAACUCAGCAGCUUGGCAGCAUAGCAGUUCUCCAAGCCACCCUUUAAAGAAGGAGCCGGGGACCAAAGCUGCCGCUGCAGAAGCAAGCAUCAGCCUUCAGGACACUCCCCGAUCUGCUACAACCACCACCACUGCCAUUGCCACAGCCACCACCAGUGCUGGGCACAGUGACUGCAGUAGCCAUAAGUCCCGGCCUGGCCCUGACCCCAGCCCUUCAAAAGCUAAGCACCAAGACAGGCCCCUCUCCUCACAGAAGCUGAGUGCUGGGUCUGCAAAAGGCAAAGAGCCUGUCUCUCAACCCAUUGGUGGUUCCGUCAGAGAGGGCAAGGGUGGCAGCAAGGGCCAAUCGGACACAUUUUCUGCCAUCCCGGCCACCCAGGGCAAAGCAAGUGAUGUGCUUGAUCAGGGAGAAGGUAGGGUCACUAUCAUACUCCACACCGAAGAGAGUCUUCUAGAUGCCAAACUGAAAGCCACCAAUGGAGGGGGUCCCCCAGAGAUGCAGGAGAAGCAUCUACCCAGACAAGGACAUCCAGGGCUCAGCGAAGCUGCAGACCAGAAGCUUCUCGCUGCUGGUGAAAAGCAAAGCCUGUCUCCAAAGCAUCCCAAACCAUCCACUGUGAAAGAUUACCCCGGUCUGUGCAGACAGACAGACAAAAGCCCAGGUCAGCAGGCGACCAUCGGGGACAGGAAGGCAGAAGGGAAGAAAUGCACAGAAGCACUUUAUGUUCCAGCCCCAGAGGGCUACAAGCUGGAAGCUAGUCCUUCCUUCCACCAUGGUGAGUCCGGACUCAAAGGCGCAGAGAGGCCAGCCGUAGGCAUGGGGAAAGGCUUCUCUGAGUCCAAGGGGAAAGGACCUUGUCCCCAGAAACCACCAGCUGAAGCAGUCAAGCCCGGCGGCAUGAAACGGUCACCCUCUGCCACUGUGCAGAGCUCUCUCCGCUCAGCUGCACCCCCGGAAAAAUCUCUGAGUUACUCAGCCAGCUUUCCUGAGGCUCAGCCUGGAGUGCGAGAGGUCACUGCAGCCAGCAGCAGCCCCUCAUCUGCCAAGGCUGCAGUGGGGACCUCAGAGGGCCCAGCCCCCAGCAGCAGGGACCACAGGAAGUCUGGAGGAGACAGCCGAAACCAAAUGAUAAAGAGUGACUCUCUACCCUCCUUCCGCCUCUCCAACUCUACCCUGGAGUCACAUUUCCAGGAUCCACAGGUGCCCAGCAUGGCAGGCCACCGAGACAGGGCACUGUCAGUAACUGCCGCCACAGGAGAACCCAAAGGGAGAGAGCUUACCCAGCCUCCCCCAGUCAGGAAACAGAAUGUGGGCAAAGACGUGACCAGAGCACCCCCAGUGCCAAGUGCAGAUCGCUCGCUCCCUCUUUCCUCAGAGAAAGACGUCGUGGUUCGGCAGAGAAGGGGCAAAGAGAGCUUGCGGAGCAGUCCUCAGAAAAAGGCCUCCUAACAUGCAGCUCUGGUGGCAGGGCUGUGAGACCCAGCCCAAGCAUAGCUGUGACCGGGUCUUUGUCACCUUACAAACCAGCACUGUAUGGGAAUGUCCGCCAAGCAGAGCCCCGAGGCUCACUGAAGAGGAGGAGAGACAGAAAAAAGAGAACUCUCUUCCAGAUGCCUUCCCAGUAGAAACCGGUAAAACUGUUGCCAAGAUAGUGUUUGUACAAAACCUGCCUUCCCAGAGAUGUGUUGGUGAGGAAGAGAAUCUCUCUCUGUACAUAACCUAGCAAUGUGUUUGGUUCGGGAUGUAGAGUGUGUACCUUGCUGCUGACCACCUUGUUGACCGAAGCUUUUCUAAAUGAACACGUUUGUUUUUACCGCCUAAUUAUAAAAUGUAGUCAUGAAGCAAAGUGGUCAGCCCCGGGGGAGGGGAGGGUGAAAAUAGAAACCUGCCCGUGACCACGAGGUGUUUUUGGUCUGUGGUUUGAGAAUAGUUCAAGGCUCCAUUCGUAGAAGUAGAGUUAAAGAUGAAAGGAAGCCCUAAAUACAGUAGAUGAUGAGUUUUUGUGUGUAUAUUUAACCAGGAUUUCUGAUUGUACUGAAUCUGGCUACCUGUAUAUCUCUGAGCUGCUGCAUUUGGACCCCUCCACUAGGAGUGGCCAGGACAGGGGGAGCUGGGCAUCUAUAUGACAGCCCUUGUAGGGGACAUUUUGACCCUUAGGUCUAAGUGGCCAAAAAGGCAAUUGCCCUUGUCUCUGGAUUAUAUGUCUGGUGUUCACCGGAGGGCACACAGGGACUUAUAAAGACACUGCAGGUCAGCUUGCUUGCUUUCUUUCUUUCCUUCCCUCCCUUCCAAGCUCUUACCCUCAGGCCUUUACGCUGUGAGUCCAAGAAGCACACGUUUACGGCGGGCACUGUACAGGGGCCCUUCCGGUGAGGAAACAGGAAAAUCCCUGGCUGCACACAGAUCUGCUAGCACUUAGGUGGAACAACAUGCAUUAGGCGUCGGAAGAGGUUUUAAAUUUGCUUUUGUUGAGGAGAAGGACGGGGGGUGGGGGGGUGGAUUUUGGCAUCAUAGCAUAUAUAUUAAAAAAAAUAAUCAGGACAUCAGAUACAUUUUAAUACAUAGCUGGGGCCUUACGUUGUAGAUGAAGCUUGCUGUUUUUAGCAAGUUCCUGGGUUUCACAUUCAUUUCUGAUGCAUCGAAUAGCUCCACACAUUUCAUAACACAGUCUCUUUAUUUGUAUGCAAAAAAAACCCACUUUACUGUAUUAAUAAAGAGCGUCAUUUUGUAACAAAGUGACUGGAGCUAUUUGGUGCUUGGAUGUGAGCAUCCUUUUUACUUUUGCUAAGCCUUAUUUAAAUUUUGUAUACCAUGAAAUAUGUAGAACUUGUCAGAUCAUCCUAGCUCUGAGGGUUUUUCUGGGUUGUUUCUGUUGUUGCGAUAGGUUUUUAUGUUUUGUUUCGUUUUUUGUUUUGUUUUGUUUCGACGGCUCGUUUUGAAUUGUAAGACGGCACUUGCUGACUAAGACACAACGCAGACACACUUUUGUAAGUUGCUUGGGAUCCAUAACAAGACUCUGUUCUCUAAGAGGAAAAAAAAAUUACAAAUGAGUAAUGAAUCCAGCUCCUGACCCCUUGGGGGUGUCUCGGGUGUCUGUACACCAUAGGGUUGUUUAUACGAGCACAGCCCUGUGGAUUGUAAAUCACCUAGUGAGGUUGUAAGCACUCCAGAAACAAAGGCAUUGCAUCACCAACUGCUUGGGUUGCCCUUGGUUGCAAAGCCAGUUGGCGGUGGGAAAAGGAAAGAAAAAGGGAGCAUCCGCCCCACCCCUGUCUCCCCACCCCCAUACAUUCUAGCCAUCCCUCAUUGCUACAUUACAAAACUGUAGAACAAAUAAAUAUUUUUUACAAGAACUCAAACGGGUCUCAAAAAAAAAAAAUGGUCUCAAAGCUUACAGUGCAUAUCUGGUUGGCAGAUCUAAUAGCCCAAUCGUUCUCCACUCAGACAUCAAGACAGGUCUGUCCAGGAGGUAGUUCAUGGCUUAUAGCCUUUGCUUUUUAACUGUCCGGGUUUUCUUUAAAGCACAGCUAGCUGCUUGUUUACAAAGGAUAUUUUUAUGUAUAUUUUGUAUAGUGUAUUAUCAUCAUUUUGCCAAAUUUGUUUUGCAUUUUGGAUGAAUAGAAGAGUACUUAAGGUUGCUUAUGUGUGAUACCUGUUCGUUGUUGUGAGGUCUCCCCAACCAGCUGGUAGUAUUUCUCCCGUGUUCUCUUUGGUCAGUCUCUAUGUGGUUGUAAGACGUGCCCCUCGGUAGCACUCCCAGCUCUAGACUUACCAGCUUCUGUCUGUUAGGACCUGUGCAAUAAAGUGUUUGCAGUCUUAUUUUCUCUGAGAAAUACCCCCCAUGAAUGUCAUAAUUGUUGUAUAUUGAACAAAUAUUUAUACUUAUGCAGUCGCAUAACGUUGAAUAAAAAUUUAGCAUGAAAGAUAA